Messenger RNA from Pseudogymnoascus destructans, 1830 nucleotides. RefSeq lists its product as uncharacterized. Lineage: Eukaryota; Fungi; Ascomycota; Leotiomycetes; Thelebolales; Thelebolaceae. The coding region runs from base 409 to 1707 and encodes 432 amino acids. The record is from RefSeq and is a predicted model, not a curated record. The transcript has a single exon. Gene Ontology annotation, molecular function: protein binding.
CUUAACUUUUCUUGUUUUGCUUAUCCAGGUAACAUAGAUCUACGGUCCUUGGCCUUUGUGGGGCUUGCUUCGGUGAUGUUUCCUUCUUUCCUUGCAUCGACGAACAAUAAUAAUGCUGUCUAGGUCUUUGAAAGUUAUAAUUCUUCAAAGAAGCUUUGUCUUUCUUCACUGUCCCGAGUCUCAGAUAAUAACCUUUGUGUCAUUCUUGCAUAAAUACCCCUGCUGUCAAGGUGAUCGUUAUCAUCUCGGCAGCACCAUUCGCAUUUCAAAACAUUUCUCACCAGUACCAUACAACACUAUUUGUUAGCUUUUACUGCUGUGCAGUAUACACUUCCAUCUCCUAUUCUCUUGCAGUCUAUUUUGGCACGUGCCACUCUAUUCCACGUCCUCCUCUAUCAACCGCUGAUCAUGGCCGAACCAUGGCCAGUGGGCGAACCGCAGCCAGUGAUAAUCCCAAUGCUGGAGGAGUACUCCGAUGGCACCACCAGUUGCCUAGCACAGUGUCUGUUGGAGGAAAUAUAUCGAGAUUACCAUUCUAAGCGUUUUACAUUCAUUGUUGCUCCAGAACGAAGGUUAGUUCCCAUCUUCCGCUGGCAUAAGGACAUGCGUUCGCGCAUUAACAUCCUCUUCUCUGCACUCUCCGGUCCUCAAAGAUACAAAAUAGUAUUUGUGGCCAUUCUUUCGAUAUCGCCGGCCUUCAUCGAAGCUCUCAGGUACGCUGUUGACGAUCUCUGGACAUUACUCGUUGGGCACUUGACAGCAAACAAAUCAAGCAUCGAGUUUUUCGCGCGGUCGCGGGGUCUGCCCUGGCUUCGAGCCGUCAGAGAGUUGAUCCCUGGAUUAUGCCGCCGAGACCCAGAGCCUCUUUUGAGCUCCUUCACUGAUCAUAUUGUGGGACUUUACCCAACUCCCAACUCCAUCAGCGAUGAAGUCUUGCACCAAAAUCUUAACGCCCAUGGCCCAGACACGUACUAUUUAUCGAUGACAGGCGCGAUAGUUCCCAUCCUAGCCCCGAGCUACAACGAUGCCCAGCCCUCAGACCUCCAAGUUAUAGACAUCGAAGAGUGCACCUAUGACCCCGCUCUCUUCUACCAAUACGACCGUACGCCCGACUGGCCAUGGCAAACCUGGCCACGCCAACCCCAAAUCUGCGAUGCCCCGGACAUAGACGGCGUAUACCACGAGCCUCCCCGCUGCGUGAAAUGCGACCACCGCUUCUCCGGGGAAGAAGAUUGGCAUAACCCAUUUACUGGCUGCCAAUGCCACGACAUGAUGCACGCGUGGCAAGGUGUGUUGAUCCAGAUAGUUGAGUAUCCCCCGUUCCCCGAUCAGCCGAACGUCGUGAACCGCGGGGUGCGGGCCCUGCAAGCAUUAGCUCCUAAGGCCCUGAUAGGUGAGUACACGGGGGUCCUGGUGCCUAAUGCUGAUUACGAUCCGCAUUCUGAGAUUUGCGACAACACCUACCUGUUUGGGUUAUAUGACCAAACAUACCGGCGUUAUGUCGCCGCCAUCUCGGCGCGGCUGUGUGGGAACUGGACGAGGUUUAUCAAUCAUACUGAUGAUGAAGACAAGCAGAACGUUAAAUUUAUUAAUGUACGGAUACUGAACAGAUUGAGGGUGAUGGUUAUGACGACUAAGCAGAUCAACCUUGGGGAGGAGAUACUGGGACAUUAUGGUGAGGGUUACUUCAAGAGCAGGCAAUUCUGAAGCAAAUAGACAUAGACAUAGAUAUAGAUAUAGAAGAAUACCAUUCAUUCCUUUGAUUCAUGGCCCAGAAAAGCAAGAUAGGUGCUGACAUCGAUCCCCAGCUCCAAACGAUCCCAUUGCAGA